Messenger RNA from Brachypodium distachyon (stiff brome), 1087 nucleotides. RefSeq lists its product as uncharacterized. Gene Ontology annotation, biological process: chaperone-mediated protein complex assembly; protein folding. Gene Ontology annotation, molecular function: Hsp90 protein binding; protein-folding chaperone binding. NCBI's taxonomy places the organism in Eukaryota, Viridiplantae, Streptophyta, Magnoliopsida, Poales, Poaceae. The coding region runs from base 267 to 725 and encodes 152 amino acids. The record is from RefSeq and is a predicted model, not a curated record. The transcript has 6 exons. Gene Ontology annotation, cellular component: cytosol; nucleus.
ACUUUCCCGAAGAAAACCCCUAUGCCCAACCUCCUGCCCCGCCUUCCUUUCCCACCGCCGCCGGCGCUGCCUUCCCCCGCCACCGUCCCGCCUCCCAUCCUUACCACAGCCGGCGCUCUCACUCCAUCCGCCGUUCCUAGCUCGCCUUGGAUCCGGCCGCCGUCGAUCCCCAUCUCUUUGUCGGACCACGUCGCCCCGCCGUCGAAGGAGCUCUGGAUCCGCCGCCGACGCAACCCACCAGACCAGCUCGACCCGCCUCCUACCGGAUGCCGACGACUCGUCAACCUGAGGUGCUAUGGGCUCAACGCUCUGAAAAGGUGUACUUGACUAUCUCGCUGCCAGAUGCAAAAGAUGUUGUGCUGAAGACUGAACCCCAGGGCAUCUUCAGCUUCUCAGCUAUUGCCCAUGGAGAAUCUUUUAGCUUCACUUUGGAGCUAUUUGAUUCCAUACUGCCAGAGGGAAGUAAAACAAAGACAAAGGUGGGCUCUCGAAACAUAAUCUGUUCGAUCCAGAAAGAUAAGAAAUGUUGGUGGAAGCGCUUGCUGAAGUCAGAGGAAAAGCAUCCAUACAUCAAAGUUGACUGGAACAAAUGGUGCGAUGAGGAUGAAGAGUCUGAGACUUCAAUUGGUUCAGAUGAUGAUUUUGAUGAUGGGGAAAAUGACGAAAGCGAGGGUGAUGAUGGAAUGCUAUAUCUACCAGACCUUGAAAAGCUGGGAGGGAAGUGAGUAGACAACUUUGAUGACUGAAGUAGGCUUUUCUGUAGCAAGUAAUUGUUGAUGCUACAAAGUAGGGUUGUCACUAGUGCAAUUGGUGUCUUAUUGAUGCCUGCUAAACAUCUCAUGGCACCGGAUUUAUGGUCAUAACUUGCUUACCAUGUUCUUUAUCUUACCUACUACUCCUUGGUCGCCGUUGAGCUAGGGCCCUGAAUGUUGCUCUGAGGUGUGCUUUGCUAUCGACCUAAUUAUCUUUAGUGAAUGACUGUGGGGUUAGUAUUACAAUGCAGCAAAAAAAAAUGCUGAGCACGUUGUGGUUUCUCUUAUCAUGAUAUGAUUACAUGGAGUUAUGGCAGAAAGCUUUAUUAUUUCGA